Sycon ciliatum is the source of this 681-nucleotide messenger RNA. RefSeq lists its product as uncharacterized. The record is from RefSeq and is a predicted model, not a curated record. NCBI's taxonomy places the organism in Eukaryota, Metazoa, Porifera, Calcarea, Leucosolenida, Sycettidae. Bases 159 to 638 code for a protein of 159 amino acids. The transcript is spliced from 2 exons.
AUCCGCAGAGCUGCUGUGGAACUACACGACAGUAACUCUAGACCAGUGCGGGGCGCGUAUCGCAGGAUCAGAUCGAGCUCAUUCCGCUCGACCAGCGCGUCAGUGAGUUCCGGUACCUGGCGUGCCUCGACUGGUGGGUUUGGCCGACGGUGCUGCUGAUGCGACUGCCCGUCUUCCUCUCCAUGAUCAUGGCGUUCACGUGCACAAACGUGUUCAUCAACAACUCGUGCGACGCAUCGGUACGGGCGCGCGUGACCAGUCUGGGUCAGAUGUCGGCGGCGGUGGCUCGCAGCGUGGGUCCGCUCAUCUCCAUCCUGUUUGCCUGGAGCACAGACAGCGGGCUGUCGCUGCCGCUCAACUACCACCUGACGUUCUGGGUGGCCGCGCUGAUCACACUGCUCACCAUCCCGGUGUCGCGAAGACUACCAGCCAGCGUGGAGACCACCACCGCCGCCACGCGGAUGGGGUGCGAGGGAAGAACGCCGGCGUCAAGCGAGCGCGGCACGACGGCGAGGGCGGCGGCGGUUGCCAGGCGGCGUCAGUCCACUCUAGACGCAGAGCAAAACGUUCUGCCACACGACGACGGUGACGACGAGGGUGCAGCGAUUGCACUCGACGAGGACGAGGUGGCCGUUUGAAGGACGCUUUCGUGCACGGUUCGUGCGUGUGUGUCGUGUGUUU